Salvia miltiorrhiza (redroot sage) is the source of this 2967-nucleotide messenger RNA. RefSeq lists its product as uncharacterized. The record is from RefSeq and is a predicted model, not a curated record. The transcript is spliced from 3 exons. Gene Ontology annotation, molecular function: RNA binding. Lineage: Eukaryota; Viridiplantae; Streptophyta; Magnoliopsida; Lamiales; Lamiaceae. Gene Ontology annotation, cellular component: ribonucleoprotein complex. Bases 188 to 1042 code for a protein of 284 amino acids.
GUAGAAAGAAACGUAAUUCAAGAACGAUAAAGCUAAAUAACUUCACACAACGACGACGUUUUUUCCUGAAAAGGGCUUUCCACCAUUUCCCUGUCCGCGUCGACUUGCACACAGCGCAGACGUUAGGUCACCAGAUUUUGUUAAGCAAAAUCCACGCAUCUAUUUUUCUUCAGUCCGUGUGGAAACGAUGUUUUACAGAGGUAAAUACGUUGAUAGUGGUGAUGCAAGGGAAAUGGGUUUCAAACGGCAGCGUUUAAUGGAUCAGGGUUCUUCAUAUUAUGGAGCUCCUGGUCCAAGUUAUAUGUAUGAUGCUCCACCUCCACCUCCUCCUGCAUAUUCUUAUAUUCCACCACCAUUUCCUGUUGUCCGGCUUCGAGGCCUUCCAUUUGAUUGCGCAGAGGCUGAGAUUGUUGACUUCUUCCAUGGUCUAGAUGUUAUUGAUGUUCUGUUUGUUCACAAGGGUGGCAAGUUUACAGGAGAAGCUUAUUGUGUAUUGGGAUAUCCACUUCAAAUUGAUUUUGCCUUACAGAGGAAUAGGCAAAACAUUGGUAGGAGAUAUGUCGAGGUUUUCCGAAGCAGGAAAGAGGAAUACUACAAGGCUAUUGCAAAUGAAGUUUUUGAUGCUCCUGGUGGUUCACCUCGUCGUGGUGCCCCAAGGGCAAGAUCUACUGAUGAGAGGGACUUGUCAGAAUUUAAAGGAGUGUUGCGGUUGAGAGGAUUGCCGUUUACUGCUACCAAGGAGGAUAUUAUUAACUUCUUUAAAGAUUUUGAUCUGUCAGAAGACAAAGUUCAUUUAAUAGCUAAUUCCGAGGGGAGGCCAGCAGGAGAAUCUUUUGUGGAGUUUGGAAGUCCCGAAGAUUCGAAAGCUGCAAUGUCCAAGGAUAGGAUGACCUUGGGGUAUCGCUACAUAGAGCUUUUCCCUGCAUCACGUGAGGAGUUGGAAGAAGCUGCUUCAAGGGGCCGGUACUUCUUUGAUGACUUUAAGAUCUAUUUUAUUGCAACAUUCAGGAUACAUUGCAAAGCUAAUAAAGUCGGUAUUUAGUUUAUAAAGCAUCUAUAGAUGGAAAAUUCUUAUCAAGCCGAUUCUGAUUUUAACUGUUGUAAUUAAAUUAUGUUCAUUUCUGAAAUUCUGCUGCAAAUUUACAAAUAGAAGUUUACUAUACUAGUAUUAUUUGUUGGGUGCACCUUUAUGUGUUUUUUUGAUGUGGCUUGAAGGUUUUAAUGUUUGUUCUUUCGAGGUCCUUCAUUGAUGACUUUGACAUCUAUUUAUUACUCCCUCCGUCCCACUAGAAUUGGCACUUUUGAGUUGGGCACAGAAAUUAAGAAUAAAGGGUUAAAAGUGUAAAGUAGGUAGGGUCCACUUAUUUUAUGUGUGUAGAGAAUGUAGGGACCGCAUACCAUUUUAGGAAAGUGUCAAUCCUAGUGGGAUAAACAAAAAAGGCAAGUGUGCCAAUUCUAGUGGGACGGAGGGAGUACAAUUCUAAUAAACUCAGUAUUUCCGGCUUAUAGAUGCAAAUUAUACAAUUAUGAAAAGAAUGACAGCCACAGUUCGAAAAUUAUAAGUAAGCUGUUUAUGCUUAAAUGGUGUAGUUAAAUUACGUUCAUUUCUUGAAUUCUGCUGCAAGUUACAAAUAGAUGUUUAAUUUAUGCAAAUCGACAAUGGUGAUGUCUGCGACUAUAAAGAAUUUGGGGCAUUAUAGGGUGGUAUUAUGGAUAUCAUUGCUAAUGAUAUGCUAUAAAUGGGUUGGCGUAUUAGUUACUUGUUUAUUGGAAGGAAAGAUAUAGAGAAAUGUUGCUGCAUGUACUAGUUUCAAUUAUUCUGUUUAUAUUGAAAUUUUUUUACAUUUAUGAAUUUAAUAGAUUGAUUCAAUUUUUAGUUAUAUCUGAAUUCAUAGUUAUGGUCAGUCAAACUGAAGGUUGGAAGUAUUGGAUGCUUCGAUGCUCAUACCUUUAUAAGAUGCUUCGAUGUUAUGAGAGUUCUUUAAGAAUGUUGGCUCCUUAGUUCAAGUAUUAGAUGCUUCUAGGAUUUGGUACUACGACUAUUGCAACUAAGACCUUGGUGUCAUGUCUACUAUUGCUACUUAGGUGUGACUCCUCCCUCUAAGACCUUGGUGUUGGAAUGUAAAAUACCUUGGUAUUGGAAAGUAUAAUUCACUCCCUCCGUCCCUCAAAUAACUUCCUUUCCUUUUUGGGCCAUCCCUCAAAUAACUUCCUAACUUUCCUUUUUGGGCCAUCCCUCAAAUAACUUCUCUUUCCAUUUUAGGACACUACCCCACCCUAAUAAUACCCCAUUUACUCUUACUUUUCACCAUUUCACCACUCCCAAUACUAAUUAUAACACCUUUUCUCACCACUUCCAAUACUAAUAAUAACAAUUUUUCACCACUUCCAAUACACUCAACAACUUCGUUUUAAAACCUGUGCCCCUCCCUCCUAGAAAGUUAUUUGGGGGGCGGAGGGAGUAUAUGGUAUUCACUACCUCAAUGUUUUCGCAUACCUGUCUUGGACUACACAACAAUAGAGCUACUUCUUGUUUACUUAAAGUCUGAAGCACAUCAUAUCGUUAGUAAGAUGGUGGAUUUACCAUAUAUGAUUUGACAUCUAGUAGGAUUUUUUAGACUAGAAAUUGAAUUGUAAUGCAGCUCUCAAUGACAUGAGAUGUGCAUUUGAAGUUCCGUAGUUUCUAAUGUCAACAUUUUAAGUUGUAAAUUAAUUGAAAACAGGUCCUUCUAAUGAAUGAUGUGUGAUGCUAGAUACUCAUCAUACUCUGGAAUACUUUCCCUUGGCUCUAUUAAAAUCGUUCGUGAUUUUUUGCUUUAUUUUCGGUUCAUACUUGCUGAUUUAUGUUUGAACAUUUCUGAACUAUUUUUCUGCCGUUGCUUUAUGACUUGUGGUUUUUAGUUAUGUCUACUUGUGACACUGCUAUUAAAUACCAUGAGAACUAUGAGUGAAAUUGCGACAUUCUCU